AUGGCUUUUGAAGCCGAAGUCAUUGUCGUCGGAGCCGGUCCUUCAGGGUGUCUUCUUACCUUACGACUUAUACGACAGGGUAUUCGAGUUGCUCUCAUAGAGCAGGAGGUAGAAAUCCAGCCUCAUUUCCGUGCCUUGGGAUAUCCCGGUUGCACUCAUGCCGCCCUCGAGAAAGCUGGAAUCUGGGAGGAUGUGAAGGGAAAAGGCUUCAUCAAGCGAGGGUUCUCCUGGAGAAGGCUACCUCGUGAUGAUGUGAUGGGUGGAAGCGAAAAGAUUUGGGGGGACUUGAUCGCGACGUGGGAUCCCUAUAUCAACUCUCCCCUUAGGGAUGGUGACGUCGGCCAUGGCAUGCUUGCCCUUCCACAAAACCGAUUUCGUGAGAUCAUUAUGCCUAAGAUUCUCGCCUCAGACUUGGCAGCUGUCUUUUUGGGACAUACUGCUGUUGAGCUCCGGCAAAAUUCGACCUCCGCUACGGUCACUGUGGUGAACUCUGUCGGUUCCGUGACCGAGAUCACUGGGGCGUUCCUCGUGGGGGCCGAUGGCGGCAAGUCAGUGAUUCGAAAGCAGCUCGGAUUACAUCUCAAUGGAUUUACCUGGAACCAAAUUGUGGUUGCGGUGGACAUGCUCAUUAAUCUUCCGCCACCAAAAGAUGGCCCUUCGAGCUUGUAUUAUGUUGACCCGGUUGAUUUCGCAUUUUUCUCUGUCAUUGAGAAGCCUUCUGGCCCGGGGCCAAUUCUCUGGCGUUGCACUCUGAUAAUUAGAGAGGAGGAAUCGCACCCGGACAUGUUUGACAAGACUUUGAAACAGAAGUUGGACAAGUUGACCCCUGGUCCAAGACCCCUUAAGUAUCAGCUUCUGAGAGCGCAGCAGUAUCGUAUACAUCAGAGGAGCAGCGAGACGAUGAAGAAGGGUCGAUGUCUCUUGGUUGGAGAUGCCGCUCAUUUGACCAAUCCGUGGGGAGGCCUUGGACUGACUACAGGAAUCUUGGAUGUUGAUUCUUUGGCGGACGUACUGGAUGGGAUUUUCAAAGGGCAAACAUCCGAAUCGGUUCUCGAUGCAUGGUCUGAUGCUAGGCUGAAUGUGUUCAACAAUAUCGUCAGCCCUACUGCCACUAAGAACUUUAAACGAUGUUAUGAAGUAGACCCCCAACUACCGCUGUUGGACCCCCUUUUCAAGGCGAUUCAUGAGAACAGUGAUGGACUCAAAUGUUUGAACCAGGGUUUGGCGCAACUGGUCACUGAUGUGAAGCUGCUUGUCGCUCAAUGA
Penicillium subrubescens is the source of this 1266-nucleotide messenger RNA. Its product is annotated as FAD-dependent oxidoreductase. Gene Ontology annotation, molecular function: FAD binding. Lineage: Eukaryota; Fungi; Ascomycota; Eurotiomycetes; Eurotiales; Aspergillaceae. The record is from RefSeq and is a predicted model, not a curated record. The transcript has 2 exons. Bases 1 to 1266 code for a protein of 421 amino acids.